GUUUAGUGUUUACGGUAUGGCGUGGAUUUGGAGAGAGAUGAGAGAAGAUAUAUUUCAUUUUCUCUUUCAUAUCUCGGCUACAUAUUGUCGACGGCAGAGAAUGGACUGGAAUUGACACCGAUCAUGAUGAUAAAGUGUACCAGGUCCAGAGUCCAGACAGUGUCGCCUCGGAUUGACACGGUGCGUGCGCGCGUUGAAUCUCAUGCUGCCUCUUCUCCCUCUCCCUCCACCUCUCGUCUUGUCUCUCUCCUUUUCUCCCUUCCAUCCUCUCUCCCUCCCACCAUCUCGCUCCUCUCCCGACAUGGCUAAGACAUACCGUUACUCACGCGUCUCUCCUACUAUCCAUUGAUGCCUCCGCCGUCGCGUAACUCGUGCGUGCUCCUCUACGUGCAUUUGGCGUCGCGCGCGUGCAAGGACGCGUGCCUUCAUCACCGUGCAAUCAGAGGGACGAGGCACGCCGUGCAUCCCGAAGGACCAUCACGCUAGAAGGUUAGGAUUUGCGUAAAUGAAAGACGUUAGAUGAGGAAGUUCGCGAGACCGCCCGAAUUGCAGUCAGGUUGCCGUGAUCGUGAAUGUCACAAGAUUUAAUGCCACGUGAGGAGCCUUGGCAAGAUGACUCGCCACAAGACGUGAGCCAGCAUAUCAUUUUAUAAUCUAACGAUUGUGACGAGAGAGUGACGUCAUCAAUGUGCCAGUAUUACGCUUCGGAGAUACGGAGAAUAAUUUUAAGAUCCUUAGAAGCGGAGAUGUUAUACGACAUCGCAUACAAGUGCUGACGACCAUUACUAUGCGAUGUCACGUUCGCGUACGCAAUAGUAGCUGGAUAAAUAUUUCUGACGACAUAGUUUUGUCGAUAUUACGGGGAAAUAAGACUCGCCAGAAUGGUGGGUAGCAUGCCCAGCGGAUGGAUGAGGAGGGUUCUCCUCUUUCUCGUCCUGAUGACCGGAGUUCUGCUGAUCGCCAUGUACGCUCAUGCUCCGCCGCUCGCAUCGCUGCAGCCGUUUGCUACUCGUCGAAGACUAGAGGACUUGCAACGCGGCUUGGUUAAUUACCUGAUGGGUAAUGAAACCACCAUCGGACCUGAGGAACGGCUUUACGAGUAUCUGGAAGAGCCUAGGACAUUUCAAAGUCCAUGGUCCUGGGCGUGUGUGGCAAAUCGAUGCGAGAGGCGAGCAGUAAGAUCCUCGAGGACGUCCUUGGCGACCUGCACCGCGCAUUGUGGAGGGAACACUCGUCUAUUGUGGCCCAGACCGACUGGAAAUGUCAUCCUCGGCGAUGACAGUAUCAUCCUACAUCUUCAGCAAAUCGAAUUCGUCACUGUCAAUACGAGCGAUCAGGAGACGAAGGAUCUGCUGGAGAAUGCAAAGGAUGUUUUCAUCGGGAACAUCAGAAGUCUGAUCAAAGUAUUGAAUGCCAAAAGUCGAUCCGGUAUCGACACGUUCAUCAUAUACCUAAGCGCCGGUAAUGCGCGGGGCACCACUCUGUCUCUGGACACCGACGAGUCGUAUAAGCUGGAACUUGCAUCAAAAGGGAAGAUCUUGGAGGCAAGGAUCACGGGCAAAAGUUAUUUCGGGGUACGACACGGCCUCGAAACUCUCAGUCAAUUGAUCUGGUGGGACGAGGCUGCCGGCAAGCAGGGUGCUCUUCGCGUUCUCGCACGAGCCUCUAUUGAGGACAAACCCACAUUCCCUUAUCGCGGCCUCCUAGUCGACACCGGCAGGCAAUUCUUUCCCGUCGAGGAGCUAAAGAGAGUGAUCGACGGCAUGGCGGCUACGAAGCUCAAUACUUUUCACUGGCAUCUCACCGAUUCUCAAAGUUUUCCUUUCGAUUCAGCGCAAUUUCCGGAGAUGGCGAGGUGGGGCGCUUACAGUGGCGAUCACAUUUACACACCCGAUGACGUGAAGGAUCUGGCCGAUUACGCGAGGAUACGCGGCGUCAGAAUCGUCGUCGAAAUCGAUUCCCCGGCUCAUGCCGGCGCCGGGUGGCAAUGGGGUGCGGAACAUGGUUUCGGCGAGUUAGCGUUAUGCGUAGACCAACAACCAUGGUCGUCAUAUUGUGGCGAGCCGAACUGCGGCCAAUUGAAUCCUAUAAACGAGCACUCAUAUCGGAUACUCGAAGGCCUGUACCGGGAGCUGUUGGACCUCACCGAAGUGCGCGAUGUAGUGCAUCUUGGUGGCGACGAGGUAAACCUCGAAUGUUGGGCGCAAUACGGCAAUAUUACUUUGGCAAUGCAGGCACAGAAUAUGACGGAUCAUCACGCGCUUUGGGCGGAAUUCGAGACGAAGAUGCUGCAACGAUUGAUCCGGGCGAAUCACGACAAAGUGCCGAAGGCGGUGAUUCUAUGGAGCUCGCCGUUGACCAAGAGGCCGUACAUCACGAUGUAUUUCGAUCCGAAAAUUCAUGUCAUUCAAUCCUGGGGCGGCAGCAACUGGCCGGAAACGCCAGAUCUGCUGGAGGAUGGCUACCGCGUAAUCCUGUCGCAUGUGGACGCGUGGUACCUGGAUUGCGGCUUCGGCAGGUGGCGGGAGAGCGGCGAAGCUGCGUGUGGCGAAUAUCGUACCUGGCAAACUGUCUACAAUCAUCGUCCGUGGAGAGACUAUCCGCCGCAGCAGCUGCCUCUGGUGCUCGGUGGUGAGGCGGCGAUCUGGAACGAGCAAACCGGACAAUCAUCCUUGGGACCUCGACUAUGGCCCAGGGCAUCAGCAUUCGCUGAACGAUUAUGGAGCGACUUACCGACGAAUAGUUACUCCACGGAUGAAAACGUUUACACUAGAUUGGCUACUCACGUCGAAGUUCUAAACAGCAGAGGCAUCAAGACAGAAUCUAUGUGGCCGUAUUGGUGUUCCCAGAAUCCCGGUAAAUGUCUCUGACCUCUGAUCGUUAGAAAUUCGCGAACUAUCGAUCAGCCGUCCCACGAGUGCUGUACCUACAGUACUGAUAAUCGUAUGAAAACGGGACACCUUAAGAAAAGACGAUGUCUAUCACAAGCCUUGUCGAAAUCGAUUUCGUCCGACGCGCAAUUACAUCGCGUAUUCGUGAUUCACGGGAUUUCUCGAUAACAGACCGGCGACAAACUUGACAAUCGUUCCUGCUCGAUAAAUCAUUCGAUGCUGAAUUUUCACCAUUCCCGAGAUGUGGCAAAUGCCGAAAAAGUUUGUGAGGCGUUCGUUGAAUAGUAUCGAAUAAUAAUCACGAAUAAUAAUGGGUCAAAAAACUAUCUCAUUUAUGCACUUUCUGCGUGUGUAAUGUACGCAGAAAUGCUGAAGCUGAAAUUAUAUAAACGACAACAGAUAAGUUGUGAAUUUAAAUUGAUAUGUAUUAACCUGAAUAUAUAGUUUGUAAUGUAGGACAAUUGAACUUCUUUUAAAAAAUGUUUUGGGAGCUUAGUUUUAUAAACAUCUACUUAACAAAAAUUGCAGUCAAGACAUAAAGUAAAAAUUGUUUCGAGAUAAAAUGCUUUCGCGAUUAUUAAUUAUUACGGUGUCCAAGUUUGAAUUGUGCAUUAAAUAUUGCAAAUCUUUUAGUCUCGAUGUCUAAACAAUAUUCUGUCUAAAUAUACUUUUGAAUUUUUUUAAAAUUAGACGCAAAAUUUAAAAUUAGGCACAAUAAUUGUUUUUCAUUUAUCGUAUGUUUUAUUUUUUCCAGUAUUGAAUUGAUGAAAUUCUGAAUGAUACUCUGCUAUAGGAUAUUAAUCAUUUAAUCAUAUUAUACUGCAUGAUAAUGCGUAAUUGAGACAAAUUGAGAUAAUUGCGCGCUGUGUUCUAAUAUCGAGAAAUGACAAAACACCGUUGAUAAAUUAGAGCAAGGAGAGCGUCCUUGAACCAACGAAUGAUAUCGGAUAAGAUGGCGCAUCGUUGUCUCAUAUAUGUUAUCAAUGCGUAAGAAGCUUAUUGUCGCGUUAUUUCUCAAAAUUUACAAAUCUAAGAUACCAAUGACGACGGACUAUCAUGAUUUUACGAUUAGUCUUGACGCUACGACAAAAAGAAAUUUUAUAUUGUGUAAUUUAUCUUUCUAAAUCGAAAUUAUAUUAUUGAAAGUAUAGAUAUGACAAAUAAUGAAGAAAGCACACCAUCGUCGUGUUGAUACCAUGAUAUGGACAUUGAAAGAAAGAAAGAGAGAAAGAGAAUGUAUGUGUGUGUAUCUAUUUAUGAUUGAUCUGUAUUACAGAUUGUGUAUAAUGAGAACAUUUGAUAUGAGUGAGAUUCGCUGAUCUGUCGGCGUACGACGCUGACGAACUUUCUACUUAUCUCUCAACGCAAAAAUGCUCAGGGCAGAGUAUAAUUGUCGAAUGAUUUUUAUGCUCGCGCGGAGGAUGAAGGAUACGUUUUCGAGGAUGUUUCCAAUCUAGGAAAAAGGUGAUUUACGUAAGAUUCUAGACCAGCUAUGUCAAAUUGCAUUCUCUAAUAUUACAGGGCAUAUAUCUAAUAUAUUUCUCUCAAAUUUUAUUUUUCUAUAAAAUAUACUGAAUUAUUGUCAUAAAUUAAAAAUGCAAUUAAUUUAUCUGACUUCAAAUAUUGAUUUAUUAUAUAAUUUGAGAUUUAAAAAUUUAAAGAAAUCACAUUGCUUGUACUAUAUUAUUUUAUGUUUUUCUUUUACAUGAUCUGUAUUUAUAUCGAGUCAUCGAGAUUUCGUCACCAUAUUGUGACUUUUAAUCGAAGCCUGCGUUCAUAAUAUAAUGUUCAUCACGCGAUGAAUAUUCUGAUAGAACGCAAAAAAGCUCACCCGAUUAUAAUAAUUUUGACACGAUUUAAAUGAUGUGAAUAAUUAUGGCAGAGAAACAACCACACAUAAAAUUCGUCCCCCUUGUUUCGUGUAGUACAACAUGGCCUAUGAAGAAAGGAAACACGAGUGAUCCGCGAAAAUUUGUAAAUACUUUGUAACGACGUAGGGAGCAACGUAUAUUAUUUAGAUAGAUAUGUAGAUAGAAGAAUAGCUAGCCAAUUAGGUAAAUCGAUAGAUAGAUAUUUAGACAAGUAAGUAGACAAAAAGACGAAACGUUCACAAGAAACGAUGAGGGUAUGAAAUAAUAAUGUAAUGCAAGUUUAGAAAAAAAAGAUGAUGGGAUAUCUGUACUUACUGAUAUCAAUGGCUGUAAGAGGAGCUAAUUUUCUUGUGCGUUUGCAGAUAUAAUAUAUGCGAUUUCAAUAACAUUAGUAUUAAAUGUCUAUGUUAAUCAUUCUCGAUUAUGAUGCUAUAAAAUAUAAAUGCGAAAAAAUAUAAAUAAUAAUAAAACAUAAAUAAUUAGUAAAACUAAUUACUAAAUAAUUAGUAAAAAUAAUAUGGUAAAAGUUUUUUGUUUAAAUCAGAUAGCACUUAUCUUUUUGAAUGAUUUUGUGGCAUUUACUAAGUUAUAUUUAAUAUACAAUUAAUAUAUUUAUUAUAUAUAUAUAUAUAUAUAUAUAUAUAUAUAUAUAUAUAUACAUAUAUAAUAUUUAUAAUUAAAUAUAUAAUAUUUAUUAUAUAUUUUAUUAUAUAUUAUAUUACAAUGUUAUAUUACAAUGUUAUAUAUUAUAUUACAAUGUUACAUAUUUUAUUAUACAUAUCAUGAUGUAUCAUUAUUUUAUUAUAUUAUUUUAUUUGUAAUAUCUUUGAUGUCAUAAUAUCAGAUGAAUAAUAUAGACAUUGAGAUUUUAAAAUUACAGUUAUAUGUAUACGCACAUGAAUUACUCCUCCGGUUAUUUCUUAUGUCGUGUUCGUUUUAAUCGCAGUGAAUGAAACAGAGUUCGAUAGAUAUGGGAAUAACGUUAUGUGUAUAACGAAAAUGUUUCACGAUCUUGUAAACAACAAAAAAUUUAUGGCGAUUAGAACGGUGAUAUUUACGGUACGUAUACUUACGUUAUGCGACUCUCUUCGGUCCGCAACGAUGAAUGUAUGUAAAUAAGACACAGUUUUGUGUGUAUGGGUAUGUAUGUGUGUAUAUGUUCUCCGAACUGAUCCCAGAAAGAUAUACUCUGUUAUGACGUGUCUCCUACACGGAUUUAACAUAAAAUGAAUUUUGAAUACAUCA
Cataglyphis hispanica is the source of this 6007-nucleotide messenger RNA. It is a transcript of the gene fdl, whose product is annotated as probable beta-hexosaminidase fdl. The record is from RefSeq and is a predicted model, not a curated record. NCBI's taxonomy places the organism in Eukaryota, Metazoa, Arthropoda, Insecta, Hymenoptera, Formicidae. Bases 882 to 2870 code for a protein of 662 amino acids. The transcript is spliced from 9 exons. Gene Ontology annotation, molecular function: beta-N-acetylhexosaminidase activity. Gene Ontology annotation, cellular component: membrane. Gene Ontology annotation, biological process: carbohydrate metabolic process; ganglioside catabolic process; glycosaminoglycan metabolic process.